Molecule: messenger RNA, 2124 nt
Organism: Fulvia fulva
Lineage: Eukaryota; Fungi; Ascomycota; Dothideomycetes; Mycosphaerellales; Mycosphaerellaceae
Product: putative feruloyl esterase B-2
Exons: 1
Coding region: 1-2124 (707 amino acids)
Source: RefSeq, a predicted model, not a curated record
AUGCGCUUCGACGUUCCACUCGUUUUCUCUGCUUGCUUGGCUGCGGCCUCCUCUGCAGGGAUACCUCGCGACGACCAGCCUGCUGUUGCCAGCCGCACCGGCGCCUUCCAGCUGCUUAGGGACCAGAUAGCGGAGAUCGAAGAGGCUCUGCGUCACGCCCUUGAGGAGCUCGCUGGCAUCUAUAAUGGACAGCUCCCGCCUACCGACCCUCCUUCACGAGCCCCAUCGACUUUAACCUCUAGUACUUCUCUUAAUACACAGACCGCUGCCAACCAAGUCUCCUCUUCGAUCGACGGUUUACUUUCAACCCUUCAAGCCGCCACUUCCAGCCUUGCUUUCGCAACCCCUGCCCAUUCUUCUUCCAUCACACCAACGAAAGCAGCAUCCACGACGUCUAAAAUCGAGUCGACCUCUACUUCCACUAGUAGCUCUGCAGCGAGCUCGACGGCGAGCACGGAGUCAAUGGGCUCAACGAACUCGACACCGUCGACCAACGGCACAACCAUGGCAGCCACCAGUUGUGCGGGAUUGUGCUCGCAACUUACAUUCCCUUCGAAUCUGGCUGCCUCUCCGGUAUCUUGUGUACCAUACGCUGCGAAUGAGACCAUCACGAUUACUGGUGGUCAACGAGACGUCACUUGCGGCACAACCAUCACUCCCGAGAUUGACCUUUGCCGUGUGGUAUUGACAGUCACCACAAGUCCAGAGUCUGAGGUCUACAUGGAAGUAUGGCUUCCCGACGGCGACAGCACCUGGAACGGACGCACCAUGAGCACUGACAACUCUGGUGUCAAUGGCUGCGUUGCUUUCGAUGACAUGCAGUACGUUACAGGCAUGGGUUUUGCAGCCAUAGGUGACAAUGGUGGUCACAACUCUUCUUCUUUUGACGGUUCCUGGUUUCAGGGCUCCAAUGAGUUGAUUUUGGACUGGGCGGGUCGUGCACGACAUGCUUCGGUUGUUGCUGGAAAAGCAGUCGUCAACCAGUUCUACGACGAAGAAGCAGCAUAUUCGUACUAUAUCGGCUGCUCUGCCGGGGGCUGGCAGGGAAUGAAGUCAGCUCAAGCUUAUCCCGAGGACUUUGACGGCAUCAUCGCAGGAUCGUCUGCCACCGACUUCAACCAUCUGCAGGCAUGGAGUGGUAGAUUUGUUCAGCUUACAGGAACUGGCACCAGCGAUGCUAGGUUCUUGACCCAGAAUGACUGGGUCACCGUUCAGUCAGCCAUCUUGGCUCAGUGCGAUGCGCCUAUCGAUGGUGUGGAUGAUGGGAUCCUGGAAGACCCGACAAUCUGCGACUUCGACUACACUGUACUUAGCAACUCCACCUACGGCUUGACUGCCACUCAAGUCGACACUGUCCGUAAGGUCUUCACUGAGCUUUACGACGCCGAAGGCAACCUCCUCUUCCCGGCACUUCUCCCGGGCUCGCAAGUUGAUGCGUUCCGCCUUGGCCAGCUCUCGGGUUCAGUUCAAGCCAUCUCCGAGGACUGGUACAAGUACGCAGUCGUGAACGACAGCAGCUGGGAUGCUCUCGAUAUGGACCAGGCCGACUACGCCGAAGCAGACCAGCUCGAUGCCUACCACGGCCAUGUCUCCGGCUACGAUGGUGACCUCAGCGCUUUCCAGUCUGCUGGCGGCAAGCUCCUGAUGUAUCAUGGCAUGGCAGAUCCUCUCGUCUCCGAGGGUGUUGCGCAGCGCUACUAUCUCAAGGUCGCUCAGACUUUGGGCAUCGGCAACAGCGGUAUGGACGAGUUCUUGCGUCUCUUCCGCAUCAGCGGUAUGGCCCACUGCGGUGUCGGCGGCAUCAGCGGUGCCGGCGCAUGGAUGUUUGGUCAGAACGAAGCCGCCGCCGGCGCCUCGGUCAACGUCAUUGAUGUUCUUCAGGACUGGGUCGAAAGAGACUCUGCACCGGAAACGCUCCGUGGCACCAAGUUCUGGUACGAUACCGAGUCUCUCGGCAUCCAGUUUGAGCGUGACCACUGCCGCUUCCCAUACCGCACGACCUAUCGUAGCGGCGACUACACUCAGCCAUCGUCCUGGGGCUGCGACCUCAUCGCCGAUUGGCAGGAGUGUGGCGUUGGUGCCAUGCCACGUUUGUGUAAUGUCGAUGGCAGUUUCGACGCGUAG